Molecule: messenger RNA, 4151 nt
Organism: Ochotona curzoniae (black-lipped pika)
Lineage: Eukaryota; Metazoa; Chordata; Mammalia; Lagomorpha; Ochotonidae
Gene: PIK3R5
Product: phosphoinositide-3-kinase regulatory subunit 5
Exons: 19
Coding region: 134-2791 (885 amino acids)
Biological process (GO): G protein-coupled receptor signaling pathway; positive regulation of MAP kinase activity
Cellular component (GO): phosphatidylinositol 3-kinase complex, class IB
Molecular function (GO): 1-phosphatidylinositol-3-kinase regulator activity
Source: RefSeq, a predicted model, not a curated record
CCCCGGGGCUAGCGGGUUGAUGCAGACUUGCUCCGCUCCAGCCCCGGGCGCGGUGGUCCCGACUCGAAGCCCGGGGAGUCGCCGCUGGAGAGGGGCUCGGUGCCCGGCGGGGGACUGCAGGCGAUGACUCAGGAUGCAGCCAGGGGCCACGACGUGCACAGAGGACCGCAUUCAGCACGCCUUGGAACGCUGCUUGCAUGGACUCAGCCUUGGCCGCCGCUCCAAUUCCUGGUCAGCUGGGCUGUGUCUGAACUGUUGGAGCCUCCAGGAACUGGUCAGCAGGGACCCUGGCCACUUCCUCAUCCUGCUGGAACAAAUCCUGCAGAAAACUCGAGAGGUUCAGGAGAAGGGCACCUAUGACCUCCUGGCGCCGCUGGCCCUGCUGUUCUACUCGACCGUCCUCUGUACACCACACUUCCCACCAGACUCUGACCUCCUUCUGCAGGCGGCCAGCACCUACCACCGGUUCCUGACCUGGCCCGUCCCUUACUGCAGCAUCUGCCAGGAGCUACUCACCUUCAUCGAUGCUGAACUCAAGGCUCCAGGAAUCUCCUACCAGCGCCUGGUGAGGGCGGAGCAGGGCCUGUCCGUCAGGAGCCAUCGCAGUUCCACCGUCACGGUGCUGUUGCUGAAUCCUGUGGAGGUACAGGCUGAGUUCCUCGCUGUGGCCGACAAGCUGAGCACACCUGGGCACUCGCCCCAUGGCACCUACAUCACCCUGCUUCUGCAUGCCUUCCAAGCCACCUUUGGGGCCCACUAUGACAUCCCGGGCCUGCACCGGAGCCUGCAGUCCAAGACCCUGGCCGAGCUGGAGGACAUCUUCACGGAGACCACAGAGGCACAGGAGCUGGCCUCUGGCAUUGGGGAUGCAGCCAAGGCGCGGCAGUGGCUCAGGACCAAGCUGCAGGCGGUGGGAGAAAAAGCCGGCUUCCCUGCGGUCUUAGACACUCCCAGAGCCGGGAAGCUGCGCACCAUCCCCCUCCCAGUUGCCAGGUGCUACACCUACAGCUGGAACCAGGAUAGCUUUGACAUCCUACAGGAAAUCCUGCUCAAGGAACAGGAGCUGCUGCAGCCAGGGAUCCUGGGGGACGACGAAGAGGAGGAAGAAGAGGAAGAGGAGGAGGAAGAGGAGGAUCUGAAAGCAGACGGACAUUGUGCUGAAAGGGACUCUCUGCUGUCCACCAGCUCUUUGGCCUCCCACGACUCCACCCUGUCCCUGGCCUCCUGCCAGACCUCAGGGCCAGCCUUGUCCCAGCACCUGCUGACCUCGUUCGUGUCGGGCCUCUCAGAUGGCAUGGACAGCGGUUAUGUGGAGGACAGCGAGGAGAGUUCCUCAGAGUGGCCCAGGAGGCCCAGUGGUAGCCAGCAGCGCCGGAGCCAACGCAGGCCUGGGCAGAAGUUUAACACGAUCUACAGGUUCUUUAAGACCACCAGCCAGUUGGUGCUACGAAGGGACUCCCGGAGCCUGGAGGGCAGCCCGGACUCUGCCGUACCCCUACGGCGGGCAGGGAGUCUCUGCAACCCCUUGGACAGCCCCGCCACGCCCCCAUCCCGAGCCCAGCGCUCUCGCUCCCUGCCCCAGCCCAAGCUCGACCCUCAGCUGCCCAGCUGGCUCCUGGACUCUGCCGCCACCCCACGUCCCCAGCGCCGCCGCCCCUUCUUAAGUGGCGACGAGGACCCCAAGGCUUCCACGCUCCGUGUUGUGGUCUUCGGCUCCGAUCGCAUUUCGGGGAAGGUGGCACGAGCCUACAGCAAACUCCGGAGACUGGAGAGCAGCUGCCCACUCCUCACACGGUUCUUCAAGUUGCAGUUCUUCUACGUGCCGGUGAAGCGCAACCAUGCCACCAGCCCUGGCACCUGCCCAGCCCCUCGGAGCCAGACUCCCCCCCUGCCCAUGGACUACCCGAGGCACCCCAACCCUGCAGAACUGGGCCCAGCCCCGUGGGAGGAAAGCACCAAUGACAUCUCCCACUACCUCGGCAUGCUCGACCCCUGGUAUGAACGCAACGUGCUGGGCCUCAUGCACCUGCCCCCGGAAGUCCUAUGCCAGCAGUCCCUGAAAGCUGAGCCCCGGCUGCUGGAGGGCUCGCCAACCCAGCUGCCCAUCCUGGCUGACAUGCUGCUCUACUAUUGCCGCUUUGCCGCCCGGCCAGUGCUGCUGCAGGUCUAUCAGACAGAGCUGACCUUCAUCACUGGGGAGAAGAUGACAGAAAUCUUUAUCCACUCCCUGGAGCUGGGCCACUCUGCCGCCACACGGGCCAUCAAGGCUGCUGGCCCUGGCAGCAAGCGGCUGGGCAUUGAUGGCGACAGGGAAGCCAUCCCUCUAACACUACAGAUACGUUACAACAAGGGGGUCAUCAGUGGACGGAGUCGCUGGAUUAACCUGGAGAAGGUCUGUACUUCCGUCAAUCUCCACAAGGCCUGCCGGAAGCAGGAGGAGCUAGACUCUAGCAUGGAGGCUCUGACGCUGCACCUGACAGAAGUGGUGAAACGGCAGAACCCCAAAUCCAAGAAGAGCUUUAACCAGAUUAGCACGUCGCAGAUCAAGGUGGACAAGGUGCAGAUCAUUGGCUCCAGCAACUGCCCCUUCGCCGUGUGUCUAGACCAGGACGAGAGGAAGAUCCUGCAGAGCGUGGUCAGGUGUGAGGUUUCUCCCUGCUACAAGCCGGAGAAGAGCAGCCUCAGCCCCCCACCCCCAAGGACCCCCGACCUGCCAUCCCAGGCUACUACACAUGACCUCUGCUCCCUCCUCUGCCUGCCCAUCAUGACCUUCAGUGGAGCCCUGCCCUAGCGGGACCCUGGCAACAGACUGAACUGGAAGCCUGGAGGCCAGCCUCUCUAAGUGGCCGUGUGACCGAGGUGGAUGAUUUCUCUGGGGCUUCAGGGAUCUGGGAAAGAAAUGGGCCUUAGUAGGGAACGGGGCGUGGCCAUGGAGCUGCUGCGCUAGAGAGGCAUGGAUGAGCUGGUCUGGAACCCUUCCUAGAAGGAAGAUCUGAAGCUGUGGGCUCCGGAUCCGGUUUAGCUCUAUUUUCCCAACCCUUGCCCGGUUAAACAUGUUGAGGGUGAACUCAGAGUAGGGAGCUUCUCGGCGGGGAGAGCUGGGCCUGAUGUUUCCUUCCUUCCUGAGCUUUGGUCCCACCACCAUCCUGCCCCCCUGCCGACUUCCUCCCUGAUUCCCCGAGAAGCAGCACUAAAGCCUGGCCUGGCCACUGGCAGGACCUGGUGCCCAUCACUGGCCUGAAUUCCGCAGCGGUUCAUUUACUAAGUGACCUGAGGAUGGCCGUGAACUUCAUUGAGCUUCUAUGUCCUCAGCACUAAAAUGGAAGAGGAGGAGGCAAGACUUCCUUCCUGGGGGAGAAGUGCCUCACCCCACCCCCCUGAACAUGGAUGUUGCUUUUCUUUAGGCACUUGGGAUCCUCUCACUUCUUUGAAUACUCCAUAGUCACUUGUUCCCCAGCAGAACCCUGACAAAAGGGGUUAGAAGCUAUGAAAGGGGCCUUCCCAGGGAGGCCUCUUCUUGAUCAAGGUCAGGGUUGGGUGGCUCAGGCCCUCCAUCCAGCUGGCCCCAGUGCCUACCACUUGCUGUCUCAGUCUUUGAGCUGGGGCACCUCUAUGCAGACUCCUGCAUCCCAACCAAGCUCACUGGCACUGUGUGGUCCGAGAAGAGCCCAGUGCAAUGGAGGAUGGAAUGGCUGAGCUCACACUCUUAGGGCCUAACUCGAGAAAAACAGACUCCUGCCUGGGGCACAACGAGCACAUGGCAGCGCCUGAGGUUAAAGGUUGAAAUGAUUUUGAGUUGCGGGAUACAGAUGUAGGCGAGGGUGAUGAGAUAAAUGACAGGACCAGAAUGUGGACUGACUGAUAGAGACAUCAAGUUAGGUCCUGCGUGGGCCAGUCCUACCUCCUGCUGGCCCUUCCUGCUAUCCUGGGCUGGGAAGAGCUGAGGAUCCCCAGCCCACAGUGCAGGUGUCUUGGAGAAGUGGAUGGGGCCUCUCUGUCCCAGCCCUUUGUUCUUGCUCCAGGCUGCAGAACAACAGGGGUUAACUAUGUACCUCCAGUACUUUGUGCUGUGUGCGUGGAUUGUCUGACCCAAGGACCUGAUGGAUGGGAUGGAAGAUGAUUGUCAAAUAAACAUGGACUUGACCUCUGGG